AUGUCUCCUAGUUCCAGUGAUUACCGAGGAGCUCAAGACGAAUACCCACUUCCUCCCGUAGAAGUAUAUCCGCUCUCUGUUCUGUUCUCUGAACAACCGUUGCUCAAUCUUCCCCCUUACCCCCCGGACUCCGAAGCAUUGGUACCCGCACGACAAAAUGGGCUGGGGAUAUCGCACGCUCACGACGAUGCGGUUCUCCUCGCAAAUCAUGACUGCCAUGAAGCUGUAACCUAUCACCCGUUACUGACCGAUGCCCUUCAUUCCCUCCUUCUCUGCUACCCUCUCAUUCAAACAUCACCUAAAGAACUUCUCCGGCACGCUCACAUGGUUGCACGCUUAUCCCGCGUUUGUGACGGGUAUCCAAUUUUCCUUGCACCUCGAUCGCCCGCGCGGGCAGAUUGGAUUGAAGUCCUUAACCGUGUGGACAAUUGGAUCGGACUCAAGCAAUCGUGGGAAGCGCUUUGUGCCCCAGCCCCUCUUCCAGGCCACGCAGGAUUGGAAAAGAGAGAGGUGAUCCCGGAGGAAGCGCAGGAUCAUCGAAAAGACAAUGCGAUCAUGGAGGCAUUGGCUGAUGACCGUGUUCAAGACGAACAAAGCUUCUUUGCGGCGGUGCGAGGGCGCGAGAAGAGCACUGAGGGCUGCCGCAAGGAAGACAACGGCAGGAACGCAAAAACGGGAGCAGCACCUAAACGCUGGGCACAGGAAGAUGGUAAAGAGUACCCUACUAGCACAGAACGGGCGGAGAGUAUCUCACGCUGGAUAAGGGAGGCGCCAAUCUCCACAAGCGAUGGUAAGAGGAAGGGCAAGAGACGCAAGGGUCCUGUUGCAACGGAUCAUAAAGCCACUGAGAGUCCCUCUCUCGAGGAUAGCAUGCAUGAAACGAGCGUUGGAGAAUACGAUGGUAUUGAUUAUUAG
Molecule: messenger RNA, 915 nt
Organism: Histoplasma mississippiense
Lineage: Eukaryota; Fungi; Ascomycota; Eurotiomycetes; Onygenales; Ajellomycetaceae
Exons: 1
Coding region: 1-915 (304 amino acids)
Source: RefSeq, a predicted model, not a curated record